Messenger RNA from Sceloporus undulatus (fence lizard), 10458 nucleotides. It is a transcript of the gene ERBB3, whose product is annotated as erb-b2 receptor tyrosine kinase 3. The record is from RefSeq and is a predicted model, not a curated record. Lineage: Eukaryota; Metazoa; Chordata; Lepidosauria; Squamata; Phrynosomatidae. Gene Ontology annotation, molecular function: neuregulin receptor activity; neuregulin binding; ATP binding. Gene Ontology annotation, biological process: protein phosphorylation; positive regulation of kinase activity; multicellular organism development. Gene Ontology annotation, cellular component: basal plasma membrane; signaling receptor complex.
GAGUGCGCUCCUCCGGCAGAGAGGCUGAGCCAAGCGGCCAAAGGCUGGCUCACCUGGGAGCAGAGGGCGCUGGAUCCCGGGUCUUGGCUGGCUUUGGGGAUCAGGUGGCAGAUCCUGGAUCUCCUGCUCCGUCCCAAAGGGAGGAAGUCUAUGCACAGGAGGGAAAGGGGCAAGGGACCCGAGAAGCCCCCCUUUCUUUCCACAAUGAGGCGAAGCCCCCCCAGUUGGCUGCCAUGGCUGCUCUCCCUUUUGGGGAGCCUCCAGUCCGUCGCCUCGCAGGCAGUCUGUGCAGGCACUCUAAAUGGGUUCAGUGUGACAGGGGACGCCCAGCAACAGUAUCAGACGCUUUACAAAAUGUACAACAACUGUGAGAUCGUGAUGGGCAACCUCGAGAUUGUGCUAAUUGAACAAAACCAUGACCUCUCCUUCUUGCAGACUAUCCGAGAAGUUACUGGCUAUGUAUUGAUUGCCAUGAAUGUCUUCACAUACUUGCCACUGCAGAAUCUGCGCAUGAUACGAGGGACCCAGUACUAUGAAGACAAGUAUGCUCUCUACAUUGUCCUCAACUAUGAAAAGAAUGUCACACACGCCCUCCACCAGGUGGGCUUCAACCAACUCACGGAAAUCCUCUCUGGGGAUGUCUACAUUGGGAAGAAUAAGCAAUUGUGUCAUGUGGACACUAUUGACUGGAAAGACAUCAUUCGUGACCCACGUUUCCAGGCAGUGAUCCAUGACAAUGGGGAGAAGUGUUCUCCAUGUCAUGAGAACUGCAACGGCCAUUGCUGGGGUCCUGGUCCUGAGGACUGCCAAAAAUUGACCAAGACCAUCUGUGCCCCGCAGUGCAAUGGACGCUGUUUUGGUCCCAACCCCAAUGAAUGUUGUCAUGAUGAGUGUGCAGGAGGAUGCACAGGCCCUCUCAAGACAGAGUGUUAUGCCUGCCGGCACUUCAAUGAUAGUGGGGCUUGUGAAACACUUUGCCCACCACCUCUGAUUUACAACAAACUCACCUUCCAGCUGGAGCCCAAUCCUGAUACCAAGUACCAGUAUGGUGGCAUAUGUGUUAAAAACUGCCCACAUAAUUUUGUGGUGGAUCGGAGCUCGUGUGUCCGGACUUGUCCUAAUGACAAAAUGGAAGUUGAAAAAAAUGGCCAGAAGAUAUGUCAGCCAUGUGGGGGACUCUGCCCAAAAGCUUGUGAAGGGACCGGAACUGGAAGCAAAUACCAGACAGUUGAUUCCAGCAAUAUUCACAACUUCAUCAACUGCACCAAGAUCCUGGGAAACCUGGACUUCCUUAUCACUGGCUUGGAAGGAGACCCGUGGCACAAUAUAAGUGCCUUGGACCCAGAAAAACUCAACAUUUUCCGGACAGUGCAAGAGAUCACAGGCUACUUGAACAUUCAGUCGUGGCCCAAACAUAUGCAAGAUUUCAGUGUCUUCUCCAACCUAGUCACCAUUGGUGGACGUAGCCUUUAUAACCGUGGUUUCUCCCUGUUGAUCAUGAAGAACAUGAAUGUGACCUCUUUACGCUUCAGCUCACUUCAGGAGAUCAGUGCUGGCAAGGUCUACAUCACAGAGAACCGGCAACUUUGCUAUUACAACACUAUCAACUGGGAACUUCUCUCACGCCAGAAAUCUGAUCUUGACAUCAGGAGUAACAAACCUGCUAGGAAGUGCAUCCAAGAGGGGAAAGUGUGUGAUCCUUUAUGCUCCACCAGUGGCUGCUGGGGGCCUGGGCCAGACAACUGUGUCACCUGCCACAACUACAGCCGUGAAGGAAUCUGUGUUGGCUCCUGUAACUUCUAUGAGGGGGAUGUUCGAGAGUUUUCAGAUGGUGGUGCUUGCUUCUCCUGCCAUCCACAGUGCCAGAAGAUAGAAGGAGGCCUCACCUGCAAUGGUUUGGGUGCCGAUGCCUGCACAAUUUGUGCCAACUACAAGGAUGGACCACACUGUGUGGAAAGCUGUCCCAAGGAUAUCCAAGGGGAGAAAGGGCUCAUCUUCAAGUACCCUGAUGCCAACAAGGAGUGCUGGCCAUGCCAUGAGAACUGCACACAUGGGUGUUACGGCCCACAGAUUGAAGACUGUUUCAUGGAGGAAUUGCCUGUUGUCAGUAAAGCCUCCACACUGAUUGCUGUCAUGGUUGUGGGAGGCCUCUUUGUCUUCUGCUCCUGUGUCUUGCUCACCUUCCUGUACUGCCGUGGCAAGAAGAUUCAGAAGAAGCGGGCCAUGCGUAGAUAUCUGGAGAGGGGGGAGAGUUUUGAGCCCUUGGAUCCCAGUGAGAAAGCCAAUAAAGUCCUGGCCCGAAUCUUCAAAGAGACAGAAUUAAAGAAACUGAAAGUUAUAGGAUCGGGAGUCUUUGGAACAGUGCACAAAGGUGUCUGGAUUCCAGAAGGAGAUUCCCUCAAGAUUCCUGUGAGCAUCAAAGUUAUCCAGGAUCCAAGUGGUCGGCAGACAUUUCAUGCUGUCACUGAUCACAUGUUGGCAAUAGGUAGCCUGGAUCAUGCGUAUAUUGUUCGUCUCCUGGGUAUUUGUACUGGCACCCAGCUGCAACUUGUCACCCAGCUCCUGCCGUUGGGCUCACUGCUGGAGUAUGUCCGGAAAAACAAGGAUGCCAUUGGUCCCCAGCUAAUGCUCAACUGGUGUGUGCAGAUUGCCAAGGGCAUGUACUACCUGGAGGAGCAUCGCAUGGUCCAUCGCAAUCUUGCUGCCCGUAAUGUUUUGGUUAAAUCCCCGAGCCAGGUACAAGUGGCAGAUUUUGGCAUUGCUGAUUUGCUCUAUCCAGAUGACAAGAAAUACUUCUACAAUGAGAUAAAGACACCAAUAAAAUGGAUGGCUUUGGAAAGCAUACAUUUUGGAAAAUAUACACACCAAAGUGAUGUAUGGAGUUAUGGGGUGACAUUAUGGGAGAUGCUGACCUUUGGGAGUGAACCUUAUGCUGGAAUCCACCUCUCAGAAGUGCCUGACCUUCUGGAGAAAGGGGAACGUCUCUCACAGCCUCAGAUUUGCACUAUUGAUGUAUAUAUGGUGAUGGUAAAAUGCUGGAUGAUUGAUGAGAACAUUCGCCCAACUUUCAAAGAGCUAGCCAAUGAGUUCACACGUAUGGCCCGUGAUCCCCCUCGGUACCUGGUGAUUAAGAGAGAAUGUGGAACACUUCUCCAAGCUGAUCCACCUGUGCUCACUGAAAAGGAGAUGGAUGAGAUGGAGACACUAGAUAUGGAGUCAGAGUUGGAGGAAGAAGAACUUAAUAACCUCUUUGCUUCCAGGCAGUGGGUUGACUCCAUACGGUGUCCAAAUCCCCUGAAUCCUUCUGCUGGAUACAUCCCCAUGAAUCAGAGUACCCUCAGUUCAUGUCGCCAGAGCACUGGGCUGGGGUCCCGGCAUACCUUGCGCCUAAGGCAGGAGUCAGUGGGCCGUACAGUUUCAGAGUCAUCAGAGGGACGGGGCACAGCCUCGGAGUAUGACCUCACUGAGGAUCUGUCAUUGUCUGGGAGCCUGUGCCGCAGCCUACGGUCCCGUGGAGAUAGCGCCUACCUGUCUCAGCGAGAGAGCCUGAUGCUUCCAGUUGGAAGUGCUGAUGGAGAGGAAGAUGCCAAUGGCUAUGUCAUGCCAGAUCGAAAUGGCAGAGAGCGUGCUGCCGGCCUUACUGCCUCCCUGGUCCAAGGCUCACUCCCUGUGCCUGAAACAGAGGAAGAGUACGAGUACAUGAACCGGCGUGCCCCACAACCCUCACAGCCCCGGCCUGCCUCCCUAGAGGAACUUGGCUAUGAGUACAUGGAUCUAGGCUCAGAGCUGAGUGCAUCUCUGGGCAGCAUGCCUAGCUCCCAACUGACCACACCCUGUCGGGAUGAAGGGGAUGAAGAAGAGGAUUAUGAGUACAUGAACAAGCAGCCCAAGCUCAGCAAGUCCCUGAGCAGCAUCCACAGCUCUCGAGGAGACUAUACCGACAUGGACUCCGGCAUCACACAGGGUUCCCCAGAUGAGCAAGGGUACGAGGAAAUGGAUGCUGUCUUGCCUGUAGUCCAGUGUCCUGGCUGCCAAAGUCCCCCCUAUCCCAAGAAUGGGUUCAUAAACCCCCUGCAGACCCUGGAGGCCUCAGACUGUGCUUUUGACAACCCAGAUUACUGGCACAGCCGAAUGUUUAGCAAGGCUGAUGUUCAGAGGACUUAGCCAAGGGUCAGCAACUUUAUUUGUCUGUGAGGAAGAUUCACCUUAAUUCUGGCUGCCAACAGCCUUGCUGUGAUUUGUAGGGUGAAAGGGGGAAGAACUUCCAUAAGGCGUUUAAGCCACAGGGAUGUUGACCCUAAUAGGUACGACCAACCAAUACGGGCCUCCCACUGGGUUGUGCCACAGCACCUCUACCUGGCACAGUGUCCUGGCCUAUCUGUCUCUGGUUCGAAUGCUUUGGACUCAGAGCACAAACAGAAGCUGUUUGGGGAGGGAGAAUCCAAAAACAGGGGAAAGCCAUUCCAGUACAAACAGAGAAGGUCUGCUGUGGCAAAAAGACCUCUUUUUACAUAUAAGGAGGAGAUGACUUGCUGGUUGCUUCUGUGGGCCUGAGGGCUCUGCUCACAUUGGAAGAGGAUACAAUCUGUUCACGAAGCAGCUACAGGUUAGAAAGUCAAGUCAAGUCUCCUGUGCUGAACUGACACCUCAGUGGUACCCCACAGUGAUCCCUUGACGACAGUGGAGGCCUCUGGGUGCCUGCCACCACAACCACAGCUUUUCUAAUGACAACCCUCUGUUCAUCAACAGCAGAGGGGCUGAAGCACAAGCCAAGCAUGCUGAGCCUUGUAGUUGGCUGUAAGAUUGAAGGGGAGGAAGGGCCACCUUCAAGAAAGAAGACAGUGCCCUUGCUUGCUAUGCCUGACUAUGUAUGCAACAGAGACCUUCGACUUCACAGAGGAGGAGAGGAUUAGCUAUCAGGGUGGAUAUGAAGGAUAAUUAUGCUUUUUACUUUCUUUCUGAGAGCCUGAUUCAACCUCAUUUAGGAAGACAAUAUGCCUGAAUGUGAGAGUGUGAGAAAACCUGUGGCAUUUGAUCCUACCUCUCAAGGUCAAGGAGAGAUUAGAACCCAGAGCUCCAAGCUUCUGCCUUCAGCUCUGUCACUGAUGUUCCACAGUAUUAUUAACAAGACCUGUGCCUUACAAAUGUUCCUGUCUAGAUGGAAACGCAAGAGAAUGGACAGGAAUCAAGCCUGACCUCACUACAGACCCCUGUUUCUAUCUGUAGUGUCUAGAUGCUCACUACUACAGGCAGAUUAAAUCUCUUGACAGAAGUCAUCUCCAGCAUACCAGAGCAAAGCGCAACAAGGAGAGAUUGUGUGUAGCUUGUUCUGUAGACAGAAGUAACUUUUUCUGUCCCACACCAGGGAGGUAUUUCAGGACAGAGAAACCUUUUAAAAGGCAGCAUUCUCAAUGUUGGCUCCUUAGUGAAAGGGAAUAUAGCAUUUUUCUCAGGAUGGGGGCCAUGUAAAGGAAACAGCUGUAAUUUAGUUCCCAUGCCACCCAGUGAACAAUUCAGCAAGGACAUGCAUUCCUGCUGAGUUGACUCAUGCUGUGCAAAUGGCUGCAGAGUUGCACUGUGGGCCUUAAUACUGUUACUCCUGAAUAUUUUGAAUCAGGCUCAUUUACACAAGAGUAUGAUUUGGGAACACAGUUCUCCUUUCCAUCACCACCAUCUGCCCCACCUUACCCUAAAGGCUAGUCAUACUGUAUGUAACCUUGACUAUGUUUCUACAUGUUCUGGAUUGCAUCAUAUAAAGGGAUAUUUACAAAAGAGGGAAAAAAUCAAAUGUAGUUAGGGAGAGAUGGAAGCUGUGAGAGAAACUCUGUGUUUGAUCUUAGAUCUCAGUGUCUUGUUUGACUCCUGCAAAUCCUUUCUGCUGUGCGGUUUAAACAGGUUUCUCCCUUAAGCAUUUAGUCUGUAUUUGAACUGGCACAGCAAAAUACAGUUAAGGAGACAAAAAUAACCCAGAUUGGUCAGUCGGUCAUUUGGUUUUGGUCUCCAGUUUUUCAUCUAAAUUGCAAAUAUGUGACAAAGUUCCAUGGAAAUGUUUUUCAAAAUGUAAUAUUACUUGAGCAGUCAAAAAGCUGAUGAAUUGCUUAGCAAAAAACAACAACACCCCCACAAAUUUCUAUGAACUGUAGCAGAAUUUCUAUCCAUCCCUCAUCAUGUCCAGCCCUAACAGAGACGGUGAAAGAAUAGAUGAUGUACAAACCAGAGCUCCACUCUUUUCAGACCCCACUGUUUCAGGUUUUCUUUAUUGAAAUGAGAGAAGCAGGCAUUUUUAGUACGUGGGUGGAUGGCAUUUGAACAAUGCUGAGAUGAUUGAUUGACUGGAUGCUGAAGGGGAGCUCUUAUUUAUUUUGCCUUAGAAGUUAUUAGGCUCUGUGGUUAUGAUGUCCAUGGAUUUUUGUUUCUUCCUGCCCAGUGUGGGAAACGCCAGGAGUUGAUAAAUUAACUCCCUGUCAGGAUUGGAAUUCCGCAGGGUGUGGUGAAGGCUUAAAAGUUGAAAAGCAGGCAGAGUUACCUGAGUCCUGCCAACAAGACUGGCACCUGAGCUGAGUGGAAGUGCAAGGAGAGAGGUGCUAGUUAAGGCAUGGGAAGAGUGCUAAGGAUGCUAUUAGACUGCCCCCUACAGAAAAAAGAAGUUAUAAAAUCUUGCCACAGUUUUAAUUUGGGCUGCCAAAGAAGUAAAAUCACUGAAGUGGAAUCUUUUACGAGACGAGACUGGUGUUUUUUUCAGUUUGAAUGAUGUCAGCUUCUCCUUAUCCUAUUGCCAUAUUGCAAGACAAAUCUAGUUAAGGAAAUACAAUAUUUUAACAGAGUGGUAAAUAACUUUGUAUCAGUUGCUUCAGAGUUCACUAGUGUAACAUAUAUCAAAAGUCUAUCAAAAGGGUACAGAAAUCAGUGUACGCUUUUGAGAUUUCCCUAGAUCACAUCAUUACAGAAAAUUAUCAAAACAAAGUUGGGCCAAAGGGAGAAGAAAUCCUGACUCAGUGCUGAAAUCAUGGUGAAGGCUGCCUUGUCUAAGGCUGCUUUCUGAUGUACACAAAAUUACUUUUGAAUAAAAAGGCAUAGGAGCUCACCAUCAAGUUUGACAACCAGAAUUGUUUCUUUGGCAAGCAGUUCCUCCCAAUGCAUCUUCCUUCUUUUCCGAUCAUGGUCCUGUUGUUCAGCAGGAUCCAUUGUUGUAGUGAUAGUUACUAUUUAAUUUUGACUGGCCAGCCAAAUGGUCCUACUUUUGUUGGGUGGGUGGGGGACACUGUGUUAAGGAACAUAGAACAAAUUAAAACUAGCUUGGCAAUAGUUCUACAAGAGAAUGUAACUGUUAACAGAAGAAGUGGAAUCUGUCCUAGAUUAAAUUUCAGCCAGUUUUUAAAAAUAGAUCUCGGUUUGGAUUUGAACACAUUGAAGCAUUAAGGGGCAGAGUUCACUGUUGCCUCAGUCCUUGUGCCAUCAUUGUGCUUGUACAAGGCAUGCAUAAAAUGCUAUUGAGCAUACUUUGGGCAUACUCCAGAGAAGUUUUAUGUGUGCUAAAACUCAACAUUUGUACAUAGGCAAGUCUUUUCUGUUUCCUUUUGGACUUGCGUAUAGAGCCCGGUACCCUAUAGUCCCUAUCUUUGACUCUGGAAUUAUCCUGAGUAGAGUUACUAGCCAUGAAAACAAUGUCUGUAUUUCUUCUUUUUUAAAUGAAAGUUUAGUGUAAAACAACCACUAAAUGAGGCCCAGAUGUACAUCAAAUUGAUAUUCCGGGGAUAGCUCAGGCACUCAGUUUUUAAAAGCUGGCACUUUAAGCCAUAUUCAGAUCUGACAGAUCUCUUAUAUGUGUUAUGGAUAUUAUGAAAAGGAAGCUGCUACUACUUCUUUCACUAGAGUUCUCUGCUUAGUUUGGGCCCAUUUGCUGCAAUUUACUAUUAAACACAAGCUUAUGCAUGUCUAAGGCAAUGUAGUUUACUCAUCAGUUACACAUGCAGAAAAUUGCAGCCUUAAAGGUACAACUUCUUCCUGAGGAUGGCAACUCUUAUAUUUAAUAACGUUAAACUUAUUAUGCCAUACAGCAGAAAGAAUAAAAGGAACUCAUAUUCAUAGUUUUUUUGUGGGUUUUUCGGGCUAUGUGGCCAUGUUCUAGAAGAGUUUCUUCCUGAUGUUUCGCCAGCAUCUGUGGCUGACAAGUUUAUGUAAUAGGAUGUAGCUCUAGAAAAGGAGUUUGAGCUAGAGGAGGCAGGAGAGAGAGAAGAAUCAGUUAUAACAAGGAGGAUUAUGUGAUGGAGGUGUUCUAACUCCUGUAUUUACCUUGAUUAUGCUCUUCAGUUAAACAUCUGUGGUAUCAAUGGCUUGACAAAGGCAGCCAAUCUAAGGGACAUCAGGACCUGGAUAAUUAAACUGGAAUGCAGUUAAAAACAUUACAUGCAAUAAUGAACAACAAACAAAAAACAUGCAAGUCUCCUCACUGACCUAAGUGGUUUUUGUGUUUUUCUAAUAGCAGGGUAAUAAUGCCGCCUUAAAUGUGCUCACCAAAGUUCGAUGUGUUUAUUGUCUGUCAUAAAAGUCAUGUUAGACUGUUAUUGUUGUUUUCCCAUGCUUAGAAACUGGUGAAAUGAAGGUUUUGUCUUCUUUUUUUAAAAAAAAAAUCUGAACUGGAAGGAAUCCAAAUGUUUACACACUCUGAAUGGCUUUGUACCAUGUCCCAGCUUCAGCAUAACAAGGAAUGAUAGUGGUGUUUUAAAAAACAAGGGCAAUAAAAACUAGACACUCUCUCUUGUCAUCAGCCAGGACAAUGGAGUACUCUUGUGCCAAGACAUUAGCAAAAUGGAAGGAUGGCAAUGGUCCUGCUUACAUUAGGACAUCCAACCAGACGUGUUCACUUUAGUUUACACUUUGCUUUCUAAUCAAAUAAAUGCUUGUCAAGAAAGCUGAUUUGGACAAGCAAGAAAUUCUCAUAGAAAGAGGAUAAGAUUUCCAACUCUGGGCCCAACUCCUGCACCUUUAACAACCUGGCAGCACAAUCCCGUAUACAUCUACUCAAAAGUAAGACUCAUUGACCACUGCUUACUUCCAGAUAAAUAUGUAUAGAAUUGCAGCCAAUGUGGUGGACACAAUACAGUGACUUAAUUUAUGCAGAUCAGGCUGUUGGCAAAAUCACAAAGAGCAGGACAAGUAAAAACAAAUAAAACUGUCAGGCCUCCCUGUUAGAGAGAAAAUAUUACAGCAAUAUAGUCUGUUGUAAAUUGUAACUAUGUAAAUGGCUAUGCCUUGAAUGUAUUCUUCAUUAGUCCAAAUGUAAAAACGAUUAGUAUGCUAAUGUAGGGCCCUUUUACAACACAGUUAUAGUACUUUGAUUCUACUUGUAACUUGAAAUCCUGGGGUUUGUAGUUUGGUUGUAGGCACCAGAGGGGCUUCCUGCCUGAGGAGUCCAAAGGCCCCUUUCUCAAAUGUCCAUCCCAGGAUUUCAAAGCAUGGAACCAUGACAGUUAAAGUGGAAUCAUAGUGCUAGAAUUCUGCAGUGUGGAGUGAGCCCCACCGCAAAUCUUUUGAUUGACUUCAAAUAUAAUCAGUUCAAAAGUUGCACUUUUGGACAAGUUCAGUAUGAUUGCCUAAGAGGGCAGAAGGAAGAUACAGGUUGACUCUCCUUUAUCUGGAAUUUCAAAAUCCAAAAUACUCCAUAAUUGUUCACAUGAGUGGCUGAAAUAGUGACACUUUUGCCUUUGCGGAGUUUGGUGUACAUAAACUUUGUUUCAUCCACAAAAGUAUUAAGAAUAUUGUGUAUAAAAUUACCUUCAGACUUUGUGUAUAAGAUGUUUACAAAUCAUCAGUGAAUUUCAUAUUUAGAUUAGGGUCUCAUCUCCAUGAUGUCUCAUUAUGUAUAUGCAAAUAUUCCAAAAUCCCAAACAUGUCUGGUCACAAGCAUUUCGGAUAAGAGAGACUCAACCUGUAGUUCUUUUAAUGCACAUUGUCUCCUGACAUGAGGAAAGAAGGUGUAACCUUCUCAGGUCCUAGCUUCCCUAUACACUUUCAUUUGUUUUAAUCCUUCAAAGAAUCCUAGGAAUCAAAUUUUGGUGACAUACUAAUUAGAAUGAUCAUUAAAAAUUGCUGGCAUCUGCUCCCCGCUUUGCCGAACUACAAUUCCCAGUCAGUGUCUAUUAAACAAGUUGAAAUGUGUAGUGUGGACUUGCUGUCCAUUAUUUAAUCAACUAAUGUUGUUGUCAGCAAGCAUUUCUCUGACAUUUCCUUGGAACACUGUGUGACCACAAGUAUGUUUGGAGGAUGUAGUUUAGGCUUUUUCCUUGGAGGGCAUGUGCUGGACACAAAUAACAUUCAAGAACAACUGAGUCCUUUCUGACGGAGGCUCUUCUUCAUGCUAAAGAUCUCACAUAUGUUUGUUUAUAUGUAGUGUGUGUGCGUGCGUGUGUAUGAUUGCGUAUGUUUUGAAUACAAAAUAAAAAUGAAAUUGAUAAACUG